Messenger RNA from Emericellopsis atlantica, 1698 nucleotides. RefSeq lists its product as uncharacterized. The transcript has 5 exons. The coding region runs from base 1 to 1698 and encodes 565 amino acids. The record is from RefSeq and is a predicted model, not a curated record. Lineage: Eukaryota; Fungi; Ascomycota; Sordariomycetes; Hypocreales; Bionectriaceae.
AUGGUGCAAGACUGGUCUCGGGAGGCGUUACCUCCGCGUCAACCGUGGCCAGCUCAUCAAGGGCGGGAGGCCUUGCAGAGGCGAUACCCUGAGGCGCCGGAAAGCAACCGAUGCAUGUCCAUCGAGAAUGCGCUCAGUACGCAUUGUGGUAUCUCGAGCAAGGUGUACUUCCUUGCAGUCAUGAAGGAAGAUGGAACUGUUUCCACAUUCAGCACCCCUGGACGCAACUUGGAUGCCAUGGAGGCUGAGUUUUUCAAUCGACAAAGAUACCAGCAACUCAGUAACAACUUUGAGCUUGCUAACCAAUUGGCCAUGCCAGUGCCCGAGGGGAACGCUUACUCGCGGGCUGGUUACGCCACUGCUCGAUACCCCCCCAGUCGUUCACGUCUCACUGGACUCGACGAUGGCGGCGAUGAUCACUCGCGGCCCACAAAGCGUCCACGUGCUGUGCCUCGUGCGCCCCCGGAGCCUGAAGAGGAGGACCAGAUGAUGCGUAGGCGGCGAAUCCAGGUUCAAAAGUUCGAUGAGCUCUGGAAGUUCUACGACGAAAGGUUUAAGAGCUGCCAGCAGUCUGCAUGCAAGCUCAUUGCCAAGGCCUGGAUCAAGGCUGUAGAGCCGAAGAAGCAGUCAACCCACCCCUACACCGGAUCCGACGAAAAGGCACCUAGUUGGUGGCCCAAGCCAUGGGGCAGCGAGAAGGAACACAAGGUCCGGCACAAAGAACCCGACCAUUUGUACAAGCGAGAGCGUGUCUAUCUCCUUAUUCAUAUCCUCAAUCUUGUGACAGAGCCACCCGAGAAACAACAUCCUGGGCUUCAAAAGCUGCAGUUGGACGUCAAGAAACUAGAGGAAUGCACAAACGAGGCGUUGUCUGGGUUUUAUGCUGAAAACGCCACCAAUGCCAGCAAGAAAACGUAUCUUAAUGAGAUCUUCAAGGUCGCCAAGCAGCAGGAAAGAUACAAGGCCGGCGCAAUUGAUGGGCAUACCGAAGUAUACGUUUUGUGCACAGGCGAUCGUUACGGAGACCAAGCUUCGGAGAACGAAAACAGUUCCAAUUCCUUUGCGGGAGAAGAUGACGACGGCAAGCCAUUGGACCCGACGCGGGUCACUGCCGCCCAAACCUACCUCCAAACGCCGACUGCUGGACCCAGCCCCUCUGCGGCUGUGAUGCCGCCAGGCGGGCAGAUGCUCCAUGAGCUACCGAUGCGGAACUCGCAGCAGGUUCCGCCGCAUAAUGGCAUGCAUGCUGAUGCUGGCCCAGCUGUGGGCCACUCUCUGAUGGAUGGCAGUGUGGCAGUGAAUGCGCCGCCGAACUUGGGGCCGCCAGCGUCGGCCAUGAACGUCAACAUGAUACCGAGCGCCCACGACGCCUCUAGGAGAUCGUCAGUUUACGGAGACUAUGGGAACGGCUUGUAUCAGCAACACUGGCAGUCCUUCACCACCAGCGCCGAAGGACAGCCCAUGUACUACACCCACCAUGCGAACCCAGGCGCAACGCAAGGCUUUUCUCAGCAGCUCCCUGUGGCUCAGCCUCACCCUUACGUCGCGAAUUCAUUCGACUCAACAAUGUCCCGCGCCGGGUAUGACGGAGCGCCCGCGCACGCAGGCUACAAGUACGAGCCCAACGAUGGUCGGGGGAUGCAGGCGCUUCCAGGGGUCUCGGAGGUGAUAGACUCUGUACCACGUGAGCACCUGUGA